Puccinia graminis f. sp. tritici CRL 75-36-700-3 is the source of this 1303-nucleotide messenger RNA. RefSeq lists its product as uncharacterized. The record is from RefSeq and is a predicted model, not a curated record. NCBI's taxonomy places the organism in Eukaryota, Fungi, Basidiomycota, Pucciniomycetes, Pucciniales, Pucciniaceae. The coding region runs from base 98 to 1009 and encodes 303 amino acids. Gene Ontology annotation, cellular component: nucleus. The transcript has 7 exons. Gene Ontology annotation, biological process: mRNA export from nucleus. Gene Ontology annotation, molecular function: mRNA binding.
AAGCCUUCCAGCCAACACCGCACUUCCUCAGCUGAACUGCCAAGACCGCCUUCAUCCAAUCGAUCCCAAACAACCAGAUCACUCACUACAUAGCAAGAUGACCCUCCUCCUCAAUCACUCACUUGAUCAAGUACGCAGGUCCAGGAAUGCCGGACAGUCUACCGACCGGAAUAACGGUAAACUACGUCAAACGAACGAUUCGUGGAAACAUGACCUCUUCGAAAACGGUGAUACCAAAGCAUCCUCCAAUCCUCCUCGACAGCUGCGUACUGUCGAUGCCCCCGGUGAUGAGGAAGUCGACCAAGGUCGUUCGACAUCAUUACUCAUAACUAACCUACACUAUGAUGUUAGUGAAGCUGAGCUGGAAGCACUCUUUUCUCAGAUCGGAAAGCUCGAUCGUGGUCCUUUCAUCAAAUUUGAUCAAUCAGGACGGGCGACGGAGGGUCUUGCGUUUGUUUCCUACGCCAACGAAAGCCACGCCGAAGCUGCCAUCGAAGCAUUCAACGGGGCUUCUGCUAAAGGUCAGCCUAUCGGUGUCCAAUACGAAUAUGGGAUCCCACUUUGGGUUCGAACGGCACUUGGAAUCAGUGGACGCCAGGCGACGGCCGAAGGAGUUCCCUCCACCUUUGGUCUCUUAGGACGCAUGCAGCAGGAUAGACCGACGGGCCGGCCGCAUUUUUCUCCCUACGACGCCAAUCGUCCCCGUGGCCCGCGGUCCUCGUUCCCGCCAGUUGGGAGACCUCGAGCACCAUCGAACGGUCGUGAUUACCGUCGGACUGCCGACAGCUUUGGUAGUGGUAUCCGGUCCCGUGGCGGUCCUGCGCACCGUCACUCUGGCCGGCCUCGAUGGACCGGCGACCGGCCGGCGGCUCGUAGUGGAGCUGGAGGGGUCAAGAGUGCCCGGGAAUUGGAUAAGGAGUUGGAGGCGUUCAUGGGCUCCUCAGCUUCAGUUGCCGCCACUGCACCAGUCGGUUCAACGACACAAACUGACGUCCAGAUGACUGAAUGAUCUGUUGUUGCCUUUGCUCUGUCUCCUCUUGCUCAAUAAACAUCUUCACUCUGUCCGUAUCAAGUGCCUCUUUUCUUUUAAACAAAAAGGUGCAAAUGAUUUAUGAGAAUCUGUUUGUUUUUGUAUUCUUCUUCCUCUCCUCCCCCCUUUUCUUCAAUGUGUCUAUCCCACUAUAAUUCCAGACUUGAUCUUUUUUCUUCAAACUUCAACUUCUCUACUCAAACCCACAACAUCUUCUCCCCCCCCCCCCAAACAAAAAAAACACACAAAAAAACUUUGUCUGGAUUACAUCAC